AUGCCACCUGUCUCAGAGGAGCACCAUGACGCACAUAAUCUACCCGUUCGCUCGCCUCUGAAGCCUACUCGAGGUGGUAUAGUCCCGGGAGGAUUUGGGGCAACUAGCCGAACGUCCAGCACUCUUUCUAGCACGAGUCUUGGCUACCAUCUACCUGAUACUGGGUUCUUCAAGCGGUCAUUCGACCCAACCCCGCGUAAUGGCCAGAGCAGCCUCAAUGGAGGUUGGGGGACUCCUGGCCAGCAAUUCGAUUCAAGGCCGCAGGUGCAACGGCCUAUGUUGUCUGGCGGUCUCGUGCCAACCCGACUUUGGCACCCCCCUAUACCUAUGAACGCAUCGCCCUCUGCUUCUGGUGGCUUUGGGCUGGAUGGGCAGGGCAGUUCGUCAUACCGCGACCCAGGCACUCCCCAACACGCCAAGACUCAUGUGCAACAAGCGAAUUCUUCCGUUUCUGUUGUUCUGAAUCCAGUCACGCCAGCUACUUUUUAUGGUCAAAAUGAAGUCUCUGGAUCGGGUUCACGAAGCUUGGUCCAGAGCAGAUCCGGGUCCGAUGCCCCAAGUCCUGCAUCAUCCUCUGCUCUACGACGUGGCCGACCGCCCAAAACGCCUAGCUUUGUUAUAGAAAUCCCUAGUCUAACUCCAAAGAAACGAGGACGACCUUUUGCAAGCCAGCAAAAGACUCCCUCCACAGAUCCAAAUUACAAGAAAAGGGGCCGUCCGUUUGCAACGGCAGAAUCUGCUGCUAAAGCUGCUGCCAAAGCUGCUGCAGCUGGAUCAGACUCGGCAGAUGGCACUACCAAGAAACGGGGCCGGCCUUUCAAAGUUCGAACGCAGCUUGAUAUACCAGUCCCCGAGCCGGUGUUCAUACCAUUUAUCUGCGAGUGGAAGGGUUGUCCCGCUGAGUUGCACAACUUGGAGACUCUCGUGGCCCAUGUUUUCAACGUCCACAACAAGAAACAAACCUCUGGUAGUCGUCUUUGUCUUUGGGGAAAAUGUGGGGUGAAGCAUGGGCCUUCAGAUGAAACUACAAAAUCACAGAAUCAUGAUGAGCCGAAUGAAUUCAAGACUCAGGCGGAGUGGAAGGACCACAUCGAUCAGCGACAUCUGAUCCCUUUUGCUUGGCAUAUGGGUGAUGGCCCAAAGGGCACGUCUUUGUCUAUCAAGCCAGACCCUGGUCCGGCUCCUUGGUUGAUGGACAAGGAUGGUCGGCAAGUCACCCCUUCGGUCCAAAGCCAACCGAUCGAGGAAGGUCGAGCAAAAGAAAACAAUGCGAGAAGAUUCAUACGAAAGAUCGAUGGUAUCUACUGGACUUACGAACGCAUCAAAUCACCCGAAGAAUAUAUGAAAGUCCAAGUCCCUCAAACCGGCAAUACCAGCGACGGCGAUGACGAAGAUGAUGCCCGUAUGGACGAAUAUCCCUGA
Hyaloscypha bicolor E is the source of this 1422-nucleotide messenger RNA. RefSeq lists its product as uncharacterized. The coding region runs from base 1 to 1422 and encodes 473 amino acids. Lineage: Eukaryota; Fungi; Ascomycota; Leotiomycetes; Helotiales; Hyaloscyphaceae. The record is from RefSeq and is a predicted model, not a curated record. The transcript has 2 exons.